This is a messenger RNA of Papilio machaon (common yellow swallowtail), 3390 nucleotides long. Its product is annotated as multiple C2 and transmembrane domain-containing protein. The transcript is spliced from 14 exons. Gene Ontology annotation, molecular function: calcium ion binding. The record is from RefSeq and is a predicted model, not a curated record. Bases 139 to 2334 code for a protein of 731 amino acids. Lineage: Eukaryota; Metazoa; Arthropoda; Insecta; Lepidoptera; Papilionidae.
UAAGAUAUGGGUUGUGAUAAGUCAAUUCAAUCAAUAGCAAAAGGGCACCAUACUAGUCUCAUAUCAUUCGUUAUAAUGUUGACUUGUCAUACGUGGUAAUUAUCAAAAAAUAGACAUUACGAAGUCUUAACAAAAAAAAUGGAUGAUGUGCAUAAAGUGGAACCUUAUAACAUUGCAAAAACUCAUUUCCCUAAACUACACGAGAGAAUACAAAAUAAAUAUAAUGAAAUGCAAAAAAAGAUGGAAAAGUCUAAAUCAAUAGAUAUGUUAAUGUGCAUUGGUGAUAAUUUUAUAUACAAAGAACCUAAACGAAAUCUAAGUACAAGUGAUGUUAGAAAUGAAUAUCAAGAUAUCGACAGCAAUAUUGAAAGUGGAAAGAAACUACGAACAGAAACGAUGAAAAUUGAAAGUACUAAAGAAAUAAAUGCAUCCUAUGAAGACGUUAAUUUCAAAGAAAUUGUUGUUACUGUAGCAAACAACGAUAGAGGAAAUGGAAAAAUUGAAAGUGAAAAUGAAGAUAACCUUUCGGAUAAUAUUUUUCUCAGUGACAUGAGUAAUUUUUCUAAAACAAGCUUGGAAUCUCUACAAGAUAUAGGCAAAGAAACUGAUGAAUCAAGCCUUCCACCUACACCGACAACUAAGUCAAUACGUCAAAAAAUCGGCUUACGUAUGACAGCUGUGAAAGAAAGGCGGAACGCGAACAGGGAAAAAAAGAAAGAAGCCAAAGAAAAGGUCGAGAAGCUAAUUCUAACCAACUCGCCCAACGAUCACUAUGACAAAUUUUUGAAAAGAACUAAAUUUGCAACUACGACUAUUGCAUUAAUUGAAGCCUCUGGUUAUGAAAAUGACGAUGAGAAAUUUCGUUUUUUAAGCUGCCGUUUUAGGUUAGGUUUGGAAAAACGCAAAUCAAAAGUAAUAAAAACUAAUAAACCAGUAGUGAAAUGGCAAGAGCUUAUCAGUAUUAGUAUGUACGAAGAUACAUUGUUGGAGAUAUCACUUUGGGAUAGAGACGUAUUCAUGGGCAAGUCCAUCGUAGAUUUGUCUCACUUGAAACAUGAGAAAACACAUAAAAUGCAGAUCAACCUAGAAGAUGACGGUCGCAAUAUAAAAUUGUUCUUUCUAAUAACGAUAAGCGGAAUAGUUCUUAACAACACAAUUCUUGACCUUGAUGAUUACCAAAAUAUCCGGAAUAAAUUGGGCAUUGAACGCAAAAAAUUUGCGUGGUAUCGAACAUUAAAAGACUUCACAGACGUUGGCUGGCUAUCUGUCAUUGUCUUCGGCGCUAAAGGACUACCUAAUACAGACUGCUAUUGUAUAUUAAAAUUGAAUAACGAAACACUUUACACGCACACUGUUCACAAAACAAACGAACCGAAUUGGAUGAAGAUAUUAGUUUUCACAGUUACUGAUAUAACAUCAGUUUUAAAAGUAAUAGUGUUUGAUGAAAAGAGGUCAGAGGAUGUUGGAAAGAUUUCAAUACCACUGUUGAAAAUAAGUACAACCGAUAAAAAAUGGUACGCACUCAAAGGUAUCAAUCUCAAAGAGAAAGCUAAAGGAAAUAAUCCGAGAAUACUCUUAGAAAUGGGAAUUACUUGGAAUCUCAUAAAAGCAUCGGCUCGUGUUAUAAAUCCGAAAGAACCCGAUCUGUUAGAAACUGAGGAUAAAUUAGAUCGGCAUAUUUUCGCACGUAACAUAUCACGGGCUAAAGCAAUAUAUUCCUGGAUAAUGAGCACAUUUCAAAUAUUCAAGACAAUGUUUGAAUGGGAAUCCAGGAAAAGUAAUAUCAUAGCUUUAAUAGCUUGGUUAUUUUUUUGUUGGUUCUUCAAAAUUUGGAUGCUACCCCUUCUUCUUCUUAUACCGUUUGCGUGGUACAAGCCCACAAAAAACCCCGUACUAAUCAUCAGAAGAAGGUUUGAGCAAAUUCCAAUAGAAGGAGAAGAAAUUCCGAAGCAGGAAAAGGAAGAAAAAAAUUUAACGCUUCGACAGAAAAUAAAUUCCCUCCAAGACAUGGUACAGACUGUACAAAAUGUAAUUGGAAAAUUUGCCAGUCUCGGGGAGAGCGUUAAAAAUCUUUUCAAUUUUUCUGUUCCGUUCGUGAGUUGUUUGGCGAUAUUUUUAAUAUUAUUCAUAACUUUGGUUAUGUAUUUGAUACCACUUAGAUACAUAUUUAUGAUUUGGGGAAUACAUAAAUUUACAAGGAAAAUUUUAAAACCGAAUAGAAUACCAAACAAUGAAAUAUUAGACUUGCUUUCGAGAGUGCCUGACGAUGAAACUUUGAUGGACUGGGAACAGCAUUCUUUGGAAGCGUUAUCCAAUGAAGAUGAACAUUUGUGACUAUCAAGAUCUGACUAACCUAAGAUUACAUUAUUUGUAGGGCCUUGUCCGAAUUCUUUAUUUUAAUCUGUAAAAUAUUAAUAGUGAAAUUAUAUAAUAAAGUAUAAAUUUAAGUAAAUACACAAACGCUGCACGCUUAUCUUAAAUAAUGCAGUAGACAAAGCAUCUGCAAAUGCGGAUGUCUAUAGGCAGCGGUCGCUUCACUUCUUUGGCGAAUUUAGAUGGCCGCUCGCUCGUUUACCACCUUUUACUAUAAAAAAAUCGUAAAAUAAGAAAAAAAUCAUAGCAGAAAGUAGAACGAAGUGUAAUAAUUUAGAUACAAUGAAUUCCAGCACGUAAGUCAGUUUCAUGAAUUUCUCUAACCAUAAAUCACACUGACAGAUACAUUAUGGUUGAAUAUCACAUCAUUGGUGAUAUACAGCAGAUCAAUUAGCCAUUCUAUAUCCUGUUUAGUAUGCAAACGGUGCGCGUUCAACUAAAUCACUAAUCAUCUGAUUAGAAGCAAAUUACACCUUUGCCUUUGCAGACUACGAAUUUGCAUCCCAAGUAAUUACUUUGAUAAUAAUCUGACUAAUAUCAAAGUAAGUAAUAUUACAUUAUAAUUGUAUCGCAUUACUAAGUUAUUUUUCUUCUUCAUUUCGUGAAAUUUGCAAGAAUUAUUUAAGAUGCUAUUAGAUACUGCAUCGCUAUUGCUUAGUGACAGAAAAAGAUUUGCAUCAAGAAGUAGCUUAACUUCUCUAUUUAAAAACGCACGUACAACUAUCUCAUCAAAUAUUAUUUUAAAAUAUAUAAAUAAAAAUCUUCCGAACCAAUGGUGCAAGAAUUUUAUUUUAUAAAUCCUAUGAUCAGCCGAUGUAAUUUCUACAUUUCGUCAAAACUAAGUAGUAAGGUCAAUUAAAAAUAUAGCAACUGUUCCAAAAAAAACAACCAUGUUGGCCUUAACCCUACGCCAAAUAAAAUUAAAAAUAGCUUUUAUUAAUACAGAUUUUUAUUAACAUUCACUACAAUACCGAUUUAAUGUAAUACAGCUACAUCGUAAAUUAAAAUCACAGAUUA